CAUAUAUUUUCAUUGUAGCGGUUGACAUUAACAAAAUAAUAUUUCGAGUAGUGCCGCUAGAGUAAAAAAAAAAGCUUUGACAGUAAUGGUAACACGAGAACUUUUGUGAAUAUUAUGUAUACGUUUAGAUAACAAAAAGUUUGUUUUGACUAUGACUGAGAAAAUAAGCGAGAGCAACGCGAAGUAUUCCAGAUAUGAAUCGAAUAUUUAGCAUCAUGAAAUUCUUAUAGGUUUACCUGUUCUGAAAUAAACACAAAAUUGGUUGAUCGAUUUCCUGUUUUGUUUAGUGAUACCUACAAGCCGGACAACCAUCAACGAUGUCCGAUCUAUAGCGCAGUACAGAGAGUUAUGUUGUAUAGUAUGGCAAAGGGCGCACCUUCGGUAAUUUUUUGUAGUCAUGGACAACCAGGCGUUUCAAACUGACGAUGACCGGCGACACCAAAGCCCUUACAUUAUAAAUAAUAACAGAUAUCAACCAAGGCCGUUCAAUAAUGACAAUUUGGUCGAAGUUAAUUCCCGAGCAAAACUAUUAAAAAACCCGACAUUCUUCAAAAAACUGUCCAUAUUUUUCGUAAUACUAGCAAUACUUUUCUUCAUCGUAAUGGUUAUAUUUAUAUUUUUAUAUUCUAAAUACAAACCAAAAAUAUGCACGUCGCAGGAAUGUUUAAGAACCGCCAGCAAUUUUCUAUCUUCUAUUAAUUACAGCGUGGAUCCGUGUGAUAAUUUUUAUAAAUUCGUUUGCGGGAAAUGGUCCGAAGAACAUCCCAACCACGGUUGGUGGAAUUCUUUUUCUAGUUUCACCACAAUUACCGAAAAAAUCGCCAUAGCUUCUAUGAAUAUUCUAAGCGAAGACAUUGAUAUCGACAAUGAUCCAGAAGCUCUCAAAAAGAGUAAAGAUUUUUAUGAAUCUUGCAUAGACGUUGACACUAUAGACGACCUCGGUAUAGCAACUAUGUAUCCAUUUUUGGUAAAAAUGAAUUUACCUAUCAUACCAAAUUUUAUGACAGCCAAAGAUAAAUCGAAAAUUCAAUUUAACUGGAUGCUGACAGACGCUUUGGCGAAGCAAAUCCUUCUGAUGGACAUCUUUAUCGGAGUAGCAGUCGGUCCAAAUAUUUUCAACGGAUCCCAAAACGUUUUGUACAUCGGACAAAUCUAUCAGACGAGCCCUUUGCCGAGCCCCUUCAAAAAAACGAGAAAAAGAAUCGUAAGACAAGAUGGUAAUAAAGAUAAAACCGCUGCAAAGCAAUUGGCAAGGACAGCAAAUGUCAACAUAAUUACAAAUUUGAUGAACGAAAUAAUUUUAAACGAAACGGGUCAAGUAGCAGCUGAAGAUUUAUUGGAAGAAGCUGCCAACGUUAUAAUAGAAAUAUCUGAUUAUAUGGAUGAGAUUGUGACAAAUACGACAGAUCCCGAUCAACAAGAAGACGACACGUACGCGUUAACAGUGGACAAUCUUCAACAUGAAAUCGACGAUUACAUAAAAACACCCAAUCCAGCAUUCUUAACCACCUACUUAAGCUAUUUAUUUAACAAUACAAAUAUCACUAUAGACACGAAAUCCGAUCUUCUCUUUGUCACCAAAUUGGACGUGCUAUUCAUGAAGAUGAUUAUCGACUAUUUAUCUGAAUUACCGGAUGUCAAUAUUGAGUUGUAUAUGUGGUGGAGCUCAGUUUACGCCAUGAUUUUUAAUACUUCAAGUGAUAUUGCUGAAUAUAUCACUAAGCAGUUGAAUUUGUUUUCUGGUAACACUGAUAGUUUGGUUAGAUCAAGAUCUCUGGAAUGUACCUUAUUAAUAAAUAAUUACAUGGGAUACGCCACCAGUUACGCUUUAGCAGAUCGAUCAUUUCAAAAUGUUACAAAACCCAAAGUAGAAAAUAUGAUUUACGAAAUAAAAAAUGCAUUUUUAAGUAGCGUGAAAGAUUUAACUUGGAUAGACGCGAAAACGAAAAGCGCAAUUUUAGAAAAAGCUGAAGAAAUGAUCACAUUCAUUGGAUAUCCAAACUGGUUAUUCGAAAAAGGAAAAUUAGAUAAAUAUUACAAAGAGAUUAUAAUAAAACCUGAUACUUAUUUAGAAAAUAUGGUAAACGUUAUCGUAGCCCAUACGAAAGAGAAUUUAAAUUCGUUAAGAAAAAAACACAAAAGAGACUGGUACAGCGAACCAAUAGAAGUUAAUGCUUUUAAUUCAUUUUCUGACAACGCAAUAAAUGUACCUAUGGCUAUUUUAAAUUUUCCAGUUUACCAUUUAGGUCUUGAAGCUUUAAACUACGGUUCAAUUGGAUCAAUUUUAGGACACGAGUUGAUUCAUGGGUUUGAUAAUUUGGGUAGAAAACACGAUAAGUACGGUAAUUUUAUGCAAUGGUGGACUAACCAAACUAUAGAAUCGUUCGAAAAUUUAACAGAUUGUUUUGUUAAACAAUACGAAAAUUUUACAAUACCGGGGGUAGAAGGGCACGUCAACGGAAAAAGUACUCUUAGUGAAAAUAUAGCCGACAAUGGUGGGUUAAAUCAAGCUUUUAAAGCCUAUACAAAUUACCUAAAUAAAUACGGGGAGGACUUAAAACUGCCCGGUUUUGAAAAUUACAAUAAUCAUCAACUGUUUUUUAUUGCAUAUACAAGUGUUUGGUGCGAGACUACAAGCGCUAAAGAUUUAGAAGACCAAUUCAAAUACGACGAGCAUUGUCCAAAUUUAAUCAGAGUUUUGGGAACUCUUCAAAAUUCGGAUGAUUUCGCGAAUAAAUUCGAAUGUCCCAAAGGCAGUCCUAUGAAUCCGAUGAAAAAAUGUAAAAUAUGGUAAAAACAGAAUAAAAUAAGGUUUAAAUCAAAAUAAUUACACGAUGUGAUAAAUAUACACGUUUUUCUCAACAAAAUUUUGCUUAAUUGUAAUUAGAGUAUUGGACUGAUUUUUUUAUGAAACUGAUCUUAAAAUGCCCGUUAUAAAAGUGUUUGAAUUAAAGAGUGACACCACUUUUAUUUCUUGUUUAUUUUACUCAUAAAUUAACCCAGACUAUACGAUGAAAUUUGUAAAUUACGCGCCAUAUAGUUAUUUUUUCUGAACGCACUCCUACUUUACUGCAACCGAGUUCAACAAUUCAAGAUCCUGUAACUCCUAUUAUACUAGAUUCUGAACAUACCAUGGCUAAUAGGAUUGUUCCAGGACAGUACAGAAUCACUCUAAAUUUACAUGUUCAUGCCUAACACAUACUUUUGCUGCGUUUGAGAAUCCACAUCGGAUGCAUUUUUUACAUCUCGAGCGUUUUUUUUAUCCACAU
Messenger RNA from Psylliodes chrysocephalus, 3269 nucleotides. NCBI's taxonomy places the organism in Eukaryota, Metazoa, Arthropoda, Insecta, Coleoptera, Chrysomelidae. The record is from the annotation of a GenBank genome assembly.